AUGGCCAGUGAACAGGAUUUGUGGAGCAGUCCUUCAGAUCAUUCCUCGAGAAGACAAAUCCAAGGCUCUACUUCCAACAGCAGUAAUUCCAAUAUCAAGACAAGCAAUGGCACCAAGAGCAGCAGGUCUCAAAGAAACAGUGAACUCACGGAAUACUCCGAGGACUUUGAUGAUCGCAGCAGCAGUACUGAGUCAUUCAAAGGAGAAGAUGAGGAAAGAAAACUGCAGGAGACAAAGAAUGAAACUGUUGAGAAAAACAACAACAUGAGCAACCAAAAAACAGUACAAACUAAACCAAGGUUUAAAGUGCUGCAAAGUUGGAACCAGUCUACAUUUAAGAAUAAAUCACAAAAAAUUACUAAAAUAAACACCGAGGAGCAGGGUAAUGAUUCAGUUACUCGCCACAUCCUGUCAGCCAGACUGAACAAAACGAAGGAGUUGAAGAAUGAGGUGUAUGACCUCCAGAGAGAGCUGAAAAAUGCCAGGUUGGAGAACAAGCUGCUCAGGCGGCUUCAGUACCGACACAUGAAGGCCCUGGUGAAGUUCGAGGACGAGCAGAACAAUUUGCCCCAGUUAUUAACCAGGCACACAAACGAGAUACAAAUGUUGAAGGAGAUGCUGAGGAGGUCAAAGGAGCAGGACCGGUAUGUGUCGAAGCAACUAAAAGAGGCGGAGGCAGAGCUGUGGAAAACAAAGAACACUCUACAGAAGCUAAAGACUAUCUGCGAAAAGAAGGACUUGGAAGAACGGGACGAGCUGACCUGUAAACUGACUGAGCUGACAAAGAAACUUGAGAUUGAUGAACGUAAGAUCCAGGACUUGGAGAGAAUUCUGGAGUUAAAAGGUAAAAGUUUCAAUCAUCAGCUGGCAACAGAACACAGAAAGACACGGGAGGCACUUGAUCAGAUAAAGAAGCUCGAAAUGGAGCAACGCACCCUGAACCAAAUGCUGACGGAGAAAGAAAGGCUCUUGGAAGCUCGAAAUAUCUAUGUUAAUCGGAUCACAAAGAAUAACUCAUCAUCACCAAGACGCAAAGCAAACAUAGCCAAAGCAAUACAGACAGAAGAACGUAUUUCUCCCAUCAAUUCCUUUUCUCCACACAAUGUCCUUCCAAAUGUAGAGAAGACCAUCGACAGUAAGAAAGAGGCUCUGAGAGAUGUCGACGAUGAAGACAAAGAAUCAAUUAGACAACUCAUAAAGGACGACAAUGAAACAGAAUCUGAGGCAGUGAAAUUAAGAAAAGAAUAUGAGCAGGCAGAGAAGAGAUGGAAAGAGAUGGUCGAGAAAGAUAUCUUGGAAAACCUGGAAAAGGAAAAAAGAGAAAAACAGGAGAAAGAGCGAGCUGCCCAAAUUUUGAAGGAAGCCCUUGAGAGUAAAGAAUUCAGAGAUCAGGAGGAGACCACGUCGAUGAAGGAAAGAGAACAGCAAAAAGCUGAGACAGACGGAGAUGAAUCACCACUAGAUGAUGUAAUCAAGGAAGCAGAUGAGGCCUUUCCAUUGACUGACAGCUCCAAUAAAACUCCUUCUAGGCUCAGAAGACGUUACAGGUUCACAGAGCAAACUGAAAAUCUCCACAAAGGGCUUCCUGUCUACAAACUAUCGUGCGUGGGCCAAAAUAACAGCAAAAGACGACAUGAAAGGUCGGAAAAUGAGGAGUUGCUGGAUCUGGGCUCUUCAUUCAGGAGUUAUGAGCCAUCCUUUGGGAAGUUUUGCAGUCAAGUGAAUGAACUGAGGCAACACGUAGGGGAUGGACAAAGUGCAAAACCUGAGAACUGUUUUCCAUCACUUUCAAGGAAUGACAAGAAAAACAGCUUCAUAGAAACAUUAUUUCAAUCAGGUGACUCUUUAGAAAGUAAAACCUCAAAGGGCAGUGAAGCUAAAGCCUCUGAGAAACUAAAGCAACUACAAAGAAAUAAACAGUCAAGUCAAAUUCAGGUUACCAAUCAAAACAGAUUGAAUUUUCUGGAUCCUGACUUGCUGCCUGGAAGGAUGUUGGAAUCAUCCACAGAUGAAAGUGAUAAGCUUGUUAUACAGUCACUAAAUAAAUAA
Mobula hypostoma (lesser devil ray) is the source of this 2049-nucleotide messenger RNA. Its product is annotated as lebercilin-like protein. Gene Ontology annotation, cellular component: axoneme. Gene Ontology annotation, biological process: intraciliary transport. The record is from RefSeq and is a predicted model, not a curated record. The coding region runs from base 1 to 2049 and encodes 682 amino acids. The transcript has 7 exons. Lineage: Eukaryota; Metazoa; Chordata; Chondrichthyes; Myliobatiformes; Myliobatidae.